Messenger RNA from Penicillium odoratum, 1857 nucleotides. RefSeq lists its product as uncharacterized. The record is from RefSeq and is a predicted model, not a curated record. The transcript is spliced from 3 exons. Bases 1 to 1857 code for a protein of 618 amino acids. NCBI's taxonomy places the organism in Eukaryota, Fungi, Ascomycota, Eurotiomycetes, Eurotiales, Aspergillaceae.
AUGCCCCCCAAGUCAGAUAACUACGAUCAUCCCCCUGCUUCCUCCCGCCGGCCAUCUGUUCCAAGUGACCGAAGCUCCCCUCUCGUUCCCGAUAGAGGAACAUUUCAACAGCGACUUUGGGAUCCUACGAGGAUCAACGCUGACGAACGCGUUCUUCGAGAUCUACGUGAUCUAGAGGCUCGUAGGAAUGAUUUAAUGGCUCGUAUGCCCGAAAACUCUCGCCAUUCAGAGCGACAACCCUCGGACGAAUACGAGUCAGACCUGGAUACGAUUUUAUCUGAUGUUCAAUUUGCAAACCCUGCCGCACGCCUCUUAGAUCGGUUAUUGAUCGAUCAGGCAUCACGGACCCCGCGCGAGAACCAACCUUCAGACAGGCCAAGAGAACGCUUGAUUUAUCUCCGGAACUUGAUCCACCAAGAAAGCAACCACAUAAAUGCCGAAGAUACCCUUCGGGCCUUAGAGACACUGAACCAAGAAAUUGAAGAUCACUACCGUGAUCAAGCUCGGAGUGGACAAAUAACAAAUCAACAAGCCCAACAUUCUCGAAGAGCCUUGCUGGAACAGAUCCCUCAACUACAGGCGGCUGUCGUAGCCUCUGCGAAUUUGGAGCCUCGUCCCGCGAGCAACAGAGGCAACCGACGUCGUUCAUCCCGAUCGGACUUACGAGAUUCACUUCCUACUCCGUCACUCAUGCCCCAGUCCCAGAGCAACCGCGAUCGCGACCGCGACCGCCGGCAAAAGCGGCGCAAACUGGACGCGGAUGAUAACCGUGAGGGCUCUCGUGGGUUCAACUACGGGCAUCAAGGCCAGGUGGUUCCUGGAGCCUUGAAAAUGGAAAUUGCGAGCUGUGAUGGAGGCGUAUUCGAUCCAGAUCCAGACAGCUUUUUCCCGGGAAAUGUUCUGCGGAAUGAUUUGUCUGUGUACAGCACCAAGUCUAAUCGCUGGAAUUUGAUUCUUCGUCACAGAGACGAGGCCCCGUUCUGCUUGAAGAAGCUUGUCAUCAAGGCCCCCCGUUCUGGCUUCGAUUCCCCGUAUGUGAUCCCCAAUUGGGUCUCAAACUUGACUAAACUCAGUAGAAUCCAAGAAGGCAUGGUGUUUGUGUCCAUGACGUCGGAUGAAUUGCUUGCUCGGACCGCAAAAUAUAAGAUCGAGUAUUCCAAUCCACGACGCCGUCGUGGUCAUCGCCGAAUGAUCCAACCAUCUCAAGAAUAUCUAUCUGGCUUCCGCACUCCCCUUCAAACCCUUGAGCGCACCGUGCUCAUGGACCCUGACUCCGGUCCAAACUCCGUUCACCCCGCUGGUCGGGAUGCACACGAUCCCCAGGCCGAGUUCCGUGUCACUACCGAGUAUAACGAGACCACCGAAGACAAUGUGUUUGUGGGACGAGAAAAUGAUGACUCCACCUCUUCCACCGAAUUGGAAAGAGCCAACGAACUUGACGAUCUGCUCUGCUCCGAUACCGAUGAUGACUCUCCUAGUGACGACGAUGACGAGGAUCACCCAAUGACUCGCCGUCGCCUCGAAAUCCAACGCCGAAUUGGCUCCAUGCGCCGACAGAAUUCCGAUCCAUCUCAACGACGCCGCCAACCCCCAAGCUUGAUUGAUCCAAUUCCUUUACCUCCCGUACCUGGCCCAGCAAUGCCUACACCCAAUUCCGAGGUCCUCAAGCCGCACGCUCGUUUCUUCAUUGAGAGGGAGAAGAGUGUGGUCAGCAUCAAGUUUGACCCUCCUCCAUCGGGCCGUUUCAUUCUUAUCAAGCUCUGGAGUCCCCGCAGUGAAGGCAAUAUUGAUAUCCAAAGCAUCAUUGCUCACGGAUACGCGGGUCCCAGAUUCUUUCCGUCCGGCGGGUUCCGAUGA